Caenorhabditis auriculariae is the source of this 4694-nucleotide messenger RNA. The record is from the annotation of a GenBank genome assembly. Lineage: Eukaryota; Metazoa; Nematoda; Chromadorea; Rhabditida; Rhabditidae.
AUGGGUUCAGCGGCAGUGGCAUUGGGAGCACGUUUGCUCUGCAAUAGUGGUAAUUUUUACGAAAAGCUUCAGAUUAAUGAAAGAUAAGAUGCUUUAAUUUUUUUCCAGCUGCUCGAAUUUCUGUGAGAGGCGCAGCCACAGCAGCUCCAGAAAAGCCUGCCAAGACAGAAAAAACCAGCUUCGGCAAUCUCAAAGACACCGACCGUAUUUUUACUAACCUGUAUGGCCGGCACGACUACAGGUUGAAGGGAUCCAUGGCUCGAGUAUGUUGAUUCGGUUCUGAUGGAUGAAUGACGGAAUUUUCAGGGAGAUUGGUACAAAACAAAAGAAAUAAUUUUGAAAGGCUCCGAGUGGAUCCUUGGCGAGUUACGAACUUCUGGUCUACGAGGCCGCGGUGGCGCUGGGUUUCCUUCUGGAAUGAAAUGGGGAUUCAUGAAUAAGCCCUUCGAUGGAAGGUCAGUCGUUCAGUUUUCCAACGGUUCAUCUCGAUUUUCUUUCAGGCCAAAAUACCUCGUUGUGAAUGCUGACGAAGGAGAGCCAGGCACUUGCAAAGACCGAGAAAUCAUGCGCCACGACCCUCACAAGGUUGCCACACUUCUCACUGUCCAACCGCGUUUCUCAGCUCAUCGAGGGCUGUCUCAUCGGCGGAGUCGCGAUGGGAGCUCGCGCCGCCUACAUCUACAUUCGUGGAGAGUUCUACAAUGAGGCGUGUAUUCUUCAAGAAGCUAUCAAUGAAGCUUAUAAGGUAUUUUAUCCAUUCCCUAUCUUGCUUUUGAUUGAUAAAAACAGGAAAAUUACAUUAAAAUUUAAUUUGAUAGUGCAAAAAAAAAUAACCUUGUUAAUAGUUUUUGCAUUAAGUUGAGGAAAAAGUACUUUAAUGCCGUCAAGAUGAAAUGUGAAAAAACAGGUUUAAAUACCUUCAGCGAGCGACGAAAACGUUGUUUUGGUUCAUUCUGUUUGAAAAAAAUAUAGAAAUAUUUGAGAGAAUAUUUUACUCGUCUUCAUUUUUUUAGUUUUUUUCAUAUAAAAUUAUCGUCUUAUUCGUGAAAAGAUUCAUGGAAGAGACAAACUUAUUAAAACUUUUGAUGUUCAGGCGGGAUUCCUCGGAAAAAGACUGCUUGGGGACCGGCUACAAUUUCGACGUGUUCGUACAUCGAGGCGCCGGUGCCUACAUUUGCGGAGAAGAAACUGUGAGCCUCAGAAAUGAUCCCCGUUUCAAGGUUCUUCAGGCUCUCAUCGAAUCAAUGGAAGGAAAACAAGGCAAACCGAGGCUGAAGCCUCCCUUCCCGGCUGACAUUGGCCUCUUCGGUUGUCCAACUACCGUUAGUUUUCUGAUUGUUUUUGUGCGAGAGUUAGAAGUUUCAUUGAAUGUUUUCUCCGAUGAAUUCCCUAAGUUCAGAUUAGUUUUUGUGAAGAAAGUUUUCAAAUUUUGUCUUCAUCAAUUCAUCAGAUGAAGAAGUUUUUUUGAGUAGAAAAAAAGGACGCUUGUUGAGAAGAAAAUAAAAGAAUGAAUUGAUUGAGGGAAAAAAAGGCGGCUAUAAGGUUCUUUGUUCAGUAUAUUGCGUUCAUUUUUUGGAACUUUAAUUUUUCAAUUCUAGCCCAUAAAAUGGAGGUCAAUUAGUUAUUUUUUUUUUCGAGACAUUUUUAAAAAAGUAUUUCAAACUUGAAAUAAUAAAAAUAACCUUUAAUGUAUGUCAAUAAAAAGAGUUUACGGAACAAUAUCAUAGAGAUGAGGAAAACGUAAAACGUGUUUAACAAAUUGGUUGGACCUGAGUUGGCUUGACUUUGCGCAGGUGACCAACGUGGAGACAGUGGCCGUGGCGCCGACGAUCUGCCGUCGCGGCGGAGAAUGGUUCGCCUCUUUCGGACGCGAACGCAACCGCGGAACCAAGGUUCUCACUUCCGUCUUCUUUUUGAACUUUUCUUUCAGCUUUUCUGCAUCUCCGGUCAAGUAAACAACCCGUGUACCGUCGAGGAAGAGAUGUCGGUUCCAUUGAAGGUUUGGAGCCUUUUCGGCCGUCGACUUAUUCUCCCAGGAUCUGAUCGAGAGACAUUGCGGCGGUGUGAUUGGCGGAUGGGACAAUCUUCUCGCGAUCAUUCCCGGAGGAUCUUCGGUCCCUCUUCUGCCAAAGUAACGCAUCUUGGAUAGAGCUUUUAUUUCGAAAAACUGAGCAAAUAUUCAUUUUGUUGCUUGGUUUUCAAAAAGGUCAACAAAGUCACUUUACGACCAGAAUUCGACAAUCAGACUACUGAACUAUUGAGAAAUGGGUGUCGAUUUAAAUACUUCGAUGGAAUUUUCUCAGAGAGAAUUAAGAUAGAAAUCUGUGUAUUACUGAAAUCGACGUCUUCAUAGUCUCCGGAGCUUCAGGACUCUGCUCCCAAUGCUGAUAAAGAUUCUAUAUUUUUGGCAAGAGGCCUGUUCAUUUUUGUUUUUAUGGCCAAAAAUAUUUUUCAUUUUGUUUAUGAAUGUUUGAAGUUAAUAAUUGAAACUCGUUUCUUGACAAACCCACAUUAAUACUUCCUGUUUUUCAUUUUUAUUGAAAUAGCACACUCUUUAGAAUUCGAAAAAGGGCUUAAGAAUUUAUUUCAUAAAAAUUCUGUUAUUUGAUUUCACUCCCAUCUUCGAUUUCAGAAGCGUUUGCGACACGGUUCUGAUGGAUUUCGACGCUCUCGUCGCCGCUCAGUCGGGUCUCGGCACGGCCGCCGUCAUCGUCAUGAACAAACAGGUUCUUUCGAACUGCUCUUCGUGUUUCACUCUACAUUCACUUUUUCCAGAGCGACGUCGUCAAAUGUAUUGCUCGUUUAUCGCUUUUCUACAAACAUGAAAGCUGUGGACAGGUUAUUUUAUUUUAAGAUGAAGUUCUUUGUAGUUUUUCUACGAAAAUUUUCAUAAUUUGUUAUAAAGAUUCCUUAGGGAGAGAACAAAAAAACAGUUUAUAUUAAGAAGUCAUGAAGAAUUGGCGAAAAUACUAAUAUUCAAAGUUUUUUUAGGAGUCAAAUUGGAGUUCAUUUAAACAGGAAUUUAAAAAAAAUUUCAUAACUGUUGCUUUUAAAUAUUGAUUUGAUAACUGAAAACAGUUCUUUUAAAUACCUCUUUUUUUAAAGCUUCGUACUCCGAGUUCGGGACAUUUGUUUUGUUAAUUUCAAGCAUAUAAAAAAACUAUUGUGAAUAACGGUUUUUUUGUCAGAGUUUUUUUCGAUGUAGUACUGCAUUCGAUCGAUUUUUCAAGUGGCUUUCUAACAGCUAAAUCGACUUCUCCACAUAUAAUCUAACAUUUUAAAAAAUAAAAAUAAAUAAAGUUCGCAAUUUGUAAGUUUAAUGGCCACAGGCCAUCAACUUAUUAAAAAAAAGUGGUCUUUCUCGUUAACUCUAUGAAAUUCAGUGAACAAGUGUGUAUUGAUUUUUUGUAAAAUCUUUCUGUUCUCAUUGAUUUUAUGUGUGAUAACUUUCAUGAAUUAAGUGCACGCCGUGUCGCGAAGGCUGCAACUGGCUCAACAAAAUGAUGUGGCGGUUCGUCGAUGGAAAGGCCAAACCCAGCGAGAUCGACAUGAUGUGGGAGCUGAGCAAGCAGAUCGAAGGCCAUACAAUUUGCGCCCUCGGAGACGCCGCCGCCUGGCCUGUUCAGGUCUCUCCUCAUUCUAACCUUUCCUUUCCUGAUUAAUUUUUCCUUUUCUUCUAAAAUCUUCUCAUUCUCAAAAAAUGAUAAAUUCACUCUUGAUAAACUUGAAACAUUUUGUAAGCUGGAUGUUUCGAAUUUCCCGUGAAAAUUGGUGUUGCAGGGACUUAUCAGACACUUCCGGCCCGAACUCGAACGCCGAAUGGCCGAGUUCCACAAAUCGGUUCUGGCGGAGAAGUCUUCGGAGCCGAAACAAGUGGCCGGAAGCCUCGGUCCAGCCGUCAACUAGAUCCUUUUCCUCUUCUUAAGGACCUACGGAUUUGUUUUUUCAACUUUUGUUCUGUUCAACUUAGAUUUUGUACGGUAGAAUGAUAGGGCGCGACUUUAAUUGUAUAGUUCGACGUGUUUUGAAUUUCAUUUCUGUCUGUCGAGUUUCGGAUAAAUUUUAUUCUAUUUCCCAGCGUCUUUUGUUUCUGCAGCCCUUUUUUCGCUUCCUAGCAAUGCGCUUUUUUCUGGCCAUUCAGCGAAGAAGCCUAGCGACGCACUCUCCCGACGUAGAAAUCUGUUUUUGUUCUCUUGAGAAAUGGCAAGUUAACAUUCUUGAUGAAUGAGGUCUUGCAGAUUCCAUGUAUGGCAGCGUUGUUCAUCAACCGCGUCGAUAUGAACUGCAUCCUUCCCCUUGGCUUCUUCCUACUGAGUACUCUUUAUGACAAUUCAAAAUCACCAGUUAGAUUAAUUUUCCUGAAGACUCAGAAGCUGAGUCUAGAGAAAACUUACAAAAAGCUUUCCUAGUCCUUUUUUUAUGUUUUUCCGUUCGAAAGGUUCAUUUUCCACGUAAAUACAUCUUUUUCAUUGCCAUGAAAAAAUGUUAAGUUUGAGGAGUUAGAGUCCACUGAAAACAUUCUUGCAGUCGGCGCCUAUGUGGUGAUGAUCCACGCGUUGGUGACGAUCAACCGCGAAGACGUCUGGAACCAGACCUCCGCUUUCGAUUUGAACUUCACGUUGCUCGACGAACUCGCUUUCGACAAUAUACGCCAACUCGUCUUCGUUCAUUCCAACGCGACCGUUUCUCCGUGA